This is a messenger RNA of Coregonus sp. 'balchen', 1464 nucleotides long. NCBI's taxonomy places the organism in Eukaryota, Metazoa, Chordata, Actinopteri, Salmoniformes, Salmonidae. The record is from the annotation of a GenBank genome assembly.
AUGCACAUGGAGGGCACACCUCUUUGCCACUCCGUCCCCUCCUCCGUCAUUGCCAAGGUGCUGGAGAAGCCCGACGAGGUCUGCAGUGGCAGCCAAGCCUCCAGCUCGCCUAGCCCCCAGCCCCAGGACCAAGGCUUCCUCCUGGACACCCUGGACAGAGGUGAGCGCCUGGGCCUCCGGGCGGCCUACAAGUCAGACCUGUACAGCAGCGACACGGCUCUGUACUGCCCGGUCGAUCAGAACCGUGAGCGCAGGCCAAGCAUGGACCUCCAUGGCCAGAGGAAGCUGCUCUACGGGCCCCAGACCUCCACAGAUAGUAACCCAGAGGAGGGUCCCUUGUUGGGGCUGAGGUCUGGCUUCUCCCAGGAGUGCUUUGCCAAGUUCCCCACCUCUCUGGGCCCCACCUCAGGCAGCUCCUACUCCAGCUUCAGCGGAGGGGGUUCGGACGACAACAAGGGCAACGGCCCACCCAGCAGCACGGCCUCCUCUCCCCACCACCACUCCCUCUACAUGGACUGGAGGAAUGGGGGAGACUAUGAGAGGAAGAGUGACUCCUCCUGGGAGAGGGACAGUCCCGGUGGUGGCGGCUUCGCCAAAGUCCACACUGUCUUCCAGCAGGCCGGCGAGCAUGGCGGAGCACACCACCAGAACGGCAGCUCGCCUGUCUACAGCCGCACCAUGUCCUCAUGCUUCAGCGAGCCCUACGAACCCCUCCCUCCUUCCUCCUCGCCAAGCGUUGUCUAUGGAGACAGCCGCCGCGGCAGCACGCUGGUGCCCGAGGAGGAGGAGCUGAUUGGCCGCUGGAGGCAGCUGAGUGUGGAGGACCUGAGCGCCCACUCGUACCACUCGCCCGGCCGGGCCUCGCCCUACAGCUUCUCAGAGCAGCACUUCUCAGUUCGGCCCGCCAAGAUCCGCCUGGGACCCCUCUACAGCAGCUUCCAGGAGGGGGCAGACUACUACCACCAGGGAGGGGUAGGACCCAUCAUGGAAACCCCGGUGUGCUUCUCCACGCCCAGCCCCCAGUGCAGCCCUGUGGGGGGCCUCCGUCAGUCCCAUCAGUCCCACAGCCAGCAGGCCCACCAGACCCAUCUCUACCGGGGCAAGGAGGACAGCCAGGAGUCAGAGCACAGCCACUACCACUCAGCGAGCUCCAAGGACAGGGAGGGCAGCGUUGGUGUAGCAGGGGCCGUGGGAGGAGGUGGAGGGCAGAACAAGGAGUACGAGGACGUCAGCCCAAACAGCUCCACUGAGUCCCUAAACCAGAGGUCCCUAGAGAUGGCUGCCGAGCUGCAGCAGCACUACCAGUCCGAGAUGCAGCACCCUUCGCCUCCCCAGGGCAGUCCACCACCGCCCCCGCUACCACCUUGUCCCCCUCCCCCGCAAUACCAAACAUUUGGCACGUUAGGACUCUCCAGAAAGGACAGUCUCACCAAAGCCCAGCUGUAUGGAACACUUCUGAACUGA